Molecule: messenger RNA, 4626 nt
Organism: Gigantopelta aegis
Lineage: Eukaryota; Metazoa; Mollusca; Gastropoda; Neomphalida; Peltospiridae
Product: serine/threonine-protein kinase rio2-like
Exons: 5
Coding region: 664-1059 (131 amino acids)
Source: RefSeq, a predicted model, not a curated record
AGCUCUUAAUAUCACAAAGGUGGUGACGAGGAGAAGUCCUUCCAGGAAUAAAUGAAUAAUUACUAGCUGAUCAUAGUAAUAAGCACGCGAGAACCUGUGUCCCAAGACUCCAAACCUUGAUCGUACAGACCAGCAUCCUCCGCCAGCAUUGCAAAGAUCAUCUUCCGGAGUCACAGCUGCCGGGCGUCGACGUUUUAGUCUCUAUCAUCUAUUUGUCAUUGUUAAUAAAAGAAAAUCUACUGUCCUUUGUCAUCUAGAGCUACGUCUCUUGGGAUUGCACUGAGCAUCGUUCCCUUAUAUAAUGUUCAUCCACCAUUCAAGCAAACAAAAUCGUGCUGCGUUGAAAAACGAGACUUUUGUAAAGACGUAAAAACAAUCAAUACACAACGGAUCUGUUCACUUGACACAGGAGAUGUGACCACACUAGGACUCAAGUUCUUCGCGGUGACGACUCAAAUUCUUCGCUGUAUGUUAUUAAAACGUGUCUCUGUGGUGUGAGGAAUUAAUCUGUACGACUUUCAUGCAACGAACGACUUUUGAUCACUGUCGUGUUAUAUGAGUUUGUAUAAACAGUGUUUUUUCUUCUAAAAAAACAACCGGCCAGUGCACGAAGUAGUUCGAAUCUGGUGUGAGAAGAAGACAAUGUGAAGAAUCGACGGCGCCAUGAAGUAUGGGGGAAACUGGAAGUCCGGAGAAAGGGCUACUAACAACACGUUCCAUUCCUCCUUCAACAUCCUCGACUUUGUAGGAAAAGUUACUGACCUCAGAGGUGACGAAAAUGGCACCGUGUCACCAAUUAAAGACGUCAAGACCACCUCCGAUCUCGCCAUCUACAUCCCUAUCCUCAUAUUCUGUUUUCCUGUCAUCGUCAUGGCGAUCACGUGUUUCAUGCGCCUGCGCAUCAACGUCCUGCACCUGCGACAACGUAAAAGCCUGCACAGAUACAACCAUUCGGUUUCCGUGUCCAUGCCGCUGGUGGCGGAUAACGGGGCCGGCAAACGACCAACGAUUAAAAACAACAAAACCCCCGUCGCCGAGGCGCCCGAGAGAUCACACUGACCACGUGCUAUACUAUAUAUAUCUACCAUGUGGAUAAUAACUUAUAUAUCCCUUAUAUAUAGGACAUAAUAUUAUGAACAGACACUGUGACUUCGUGACAGGGUCAUAUAUCACUGCGGUGCAUUCCAAUGACGAGUGUGGUGUAACAUUUCAUACUAACUGUAUAUACAUGUAUAGUAUUUAUUAAGACGUGUGAUAUUAGUUUUAAAUACAGAGGGUAUGUUUGUCUGAGAGUGAGCGUAAAGAGACGACAGGGUUGGUGUGGUAAUUCCAGUUUGUGCUAGUAUAGUAAGGGUACGGAAUGACUUAAAUUAAAGUCGUAGACCCAAGUUUCAACCCGUGAAACUGGACACUAAGUUUGUUUAAUCUGCAAAACUAUAACACAUUUCCAUAAAGUUACAAUAGAAUGAAACAAAAAUCUAUGACGUUGAAAUGGGGGAAUACCCUUAAAAGUAGACUAGCUCGUCUUCACAACCGUUACUUCUCAAGAGGUUUACGUGUUUUUAAAUUAUGAAAAAUACAUUUUGUGGUAUUAUAAACAUCAGCAUGAUCAAAAACACUUCGGUUAUUUGGAAAUGAAUAAUCUAAACAAUAAUAUGUAAGUAAUGUCUGCUUUCAGUUAUCUGAAAUAACUCUAAUAGAGAACAAUAGGUGGUAAUGUUUAAAAACUAGGGUCUGUUUCUUUAAGGUGUGAUAGGGUCGCAAAGGAGCAGAGAGCCACCACUGAUACAAGGCGGAUGAGGGCUAUUCAGUAACACAUAUUAAUAAUGUAUACAUACACAUAUGUACCUAUGAGUGAGGGUGGCACAUAAUUCCAGGUAUUGCAUAUAAGCCGUAUUAAAAACACCAGUACCGUCUUUGUUUUAGGGUGCUAUCUAUACAGUACAAAGUCCAAUACAAAUUUUUAUAAAGCUUUUUAUAGCACGCACGCACUAAUUAAACAAUGAUAAUACAUGCUUAAAACAUUGGUAGUAUACGCUUAUAAUUUCUUUAUAACUAUUUUUAUCUGUGAUAAAAACUUUUUGAGAUUUUCAAAUUUAGCAUGCGUUGUCCUAAUAAUGCUGGAGCCAAAGGGACAGGUCACUGGGAAGUUAUAAAUCGUUUCUGUUUUUGUUUUCUUUGGGGUUUUUUUUGUCUUGUUGGGUUUUUGGGGUUGUUUUUGUUUGUUUUGUUGUUGUUGGGUUUUUUUUUUUUUGGGGGGGAAGGGGUGGGGGGGGUAUUGCUCUCAAUAAAGUAUAAUUAUUCUCUAAAUAGAUAAAGGAAGGUAAUAAUCUUUAACUUCAAUCGAACCAAACUUCAAUAAUAUAACAGAUAUGGAAGUGGUGGAUACAAGAGGGAGAUUAGGGGGUUUAAAUCUCCCUCGUUUCCUGCCAAGUAAAAACAAAUGCACGUUUAAUUUUUUCACUGGUAACACACACACACACACACACACACGCUCGCGCACAUACAUACAUACGCACACAAAUACAUACACACAUACAUACAUACGCACGCACAUACACACAUGCACAUACAUACAGACACGCACAUACAUGCACACACACGCACAUAUACAUAAACACACGCUCACAAACACACACACACACGCACCACUUAGUAAGAUAUGUGAAUCUGAAAGUACGCAUAGAGGCUACCCCCCAACCCCCCCCUCCACCCCCCCCCCCCACCACCACACACACACAAAUACACCUUUCUCAAAACCCUAGAUUCGCCCCUGCUAGAAUGCAGCGUUUCCGGACUAAUGGUGGUUAUUGAUUGUUUGAUACCAGUCAUCUGUACAUAUUGGCUGUGAGUACUGUGAUUACCUCGUCUAACUGUCCACGUUCUGUAUUAGUGCAGAACAUAAUUAUAGAGCUGGGUGCAUGUACAUGGCUAUCACUGAGCACGACGGUUAUGAAGGACGAUGAAAUGAUGAGAUGUACAUUUUAGGAUAGAAAUGUCUCAUUUAAAGUAUGCAGAUGAAUCGACUGACGAGGUUGUCGGAUAGAUAUUAACCUCGGGCACACGAGGUUGUCAGAUAAAAAUAUAGCCUCGGGUACACGAGGUUGUCAGAUAAAAAUAUGGCUUCGGGGACACGAGGAUGCCAGGUUGAUAUUGAUCUGGGGUACACGAGGAUGCCAGGUUGAUAUUGAUCUGGGGUACACGAGGAUGUCAGGUAGAUAUUGAUCUGGGAUUCACGAGGAUGCCAGGUUGAUAUUGAUCUGGGGUACACGAGGAUGCCAUGUAGAUAUUGAUCUGGGGUACACGAGGAUGCCAGGUAGAUAUUGAUCUGGGGUACACGAGGAUGCCAGGUAGAUAUUGAUCUGGGGUACACGAGGAUGUCAGGUAGAUAUUGAUCUGGGGUACACGAGGAUGUCAGGUAGAUAUUGAUCUGGGGUACACGAGGAUGCCAGGUAGAUAUUGAUCUGGGGUACACGAGGAUGUCAGGUAGAUAUUGAUCUGGGGUUCACGAGGAUGCCAGGUUGAUAUUGAUCUGGGGUACACGAGGAUGCCAGGUAGAUAUUGAUAUGGGGUACACGAGGGUGCCAGAUAGAUAUUGAUCUGGGGUACACGAGGAUGCCAGGUAGAUAUUGAUCUGGGGUACACGAGGAUGCCAGGUAGAUAUUGAUCUGGGGUACACGAGGAUGCCAGGUAGAUAUUGACCUUAGUUACAUGAGGCGAUGAAGUAGAUCUACUGGUGGUAAAAGCUAUGUUAUUUAUUUUCAUUUCUAUGGAAAAGUUUAUUUUAAAAAUUGCUAUAUACUGGUAUAAAGGAUAAGCGUUUGUAACUGCAUCAUGGUGUGUUUUUUUCUCUCACUGUUGAACCGGUACUCACUUUUUCGUCAGUCAAACGGAGAAUACCCAAUAUUAUUGAGUUACGAUAUUGCCCUGGCAGUAUCGCAACACAUUUGUUUUUGUAAGGAUACCUUAUCAUAGAUUUUGUCACGAAUUGUGAACUACGAAUUUGCUACCACAUACUAAUUGUUUUUUCUACAACACACUAACCGUAACUUUGCAAGGUUAUACUAAUUUUGACUACAAAGUCGUACUAAUUGUGAUUUUGUAAGAGCAUACUAAUUGUGACUUUACAAGAAAACACUAAUUGUGACUUUGCUAGGAUAUACUGUGUCUUUGAAAGGGUAUACUGUGAUUCUGCAAGAACAGGCAUACUCACGUGACAGGAUAUCCCACUCGAAAAGCACUAUUGGACAAUAUGGUUCGCACAUAGUUGAUUAAAACGGCUGUCUUUAGUGUAGCUCUGUUUUUCUUCAUAUAUGCUACUAACUGUAGUCAGGGCUCGAAAAAUCAGUCAGUAAAGUCUAUAUCUGUAUAUACGGUAUCAAUCAUACAGGUAGUAGGCUACGAUUAAUCAUUGUCACUAUAUGAUCAUAUACAUUUAGUGCGUUUUCGUUAUAAAGAACUACUUAGCGUUAAGAUCACCUUAAUUGCAUAACUACCUUAAGUACUUAAGGUAAUGUUAGCGCUAAGAUCGCUUCGUGGAAAGGGGAUUUUUGUUUUUCACUUUCAGCUUUUAAAUAUGUUAUUUUUAAUUAAAAUUUUAGUAACUGAUUAAAUGUUCCAUUACUC